This is a messenger RNA of Passer domesticus (house sparrow), 6396 nucleotides long. RefSeq names its product protein kinase D3 (gene PRKD3). The transcript has 19 exons. Gene Ontology annotation, molecular function: protein serine/threonine kinase activity; ATP binding. Bases 993 to 3665 code for a protein of 890 amino acids. NCBI's taxonomy places the organism in Eukaryota, Metazoa, Chordata, Aves, Passeriformes, Passeridae. The record is from RefSeq and is a predicted model, not a curated record. Gene Ontology annotation, biological process: protein phosphorylation.
CAGCCUUCAUCAGGCUGUGGAAGCAACCUGCUUGGUGAUUCAGGUUAAGGAGACCCUGUUUCCAUGGGCUGAUGCCUUCUUAGGCAAAGCUUUAAUAAGUGGAAAGUGUGAAAUGUGUUAGGUUUACCUUAAACACUUAUUUAGGAAAAUAACUUUAUUUUGGAGCUGAUACAGUAGAAUUAUACACAUGAUAUAAAUGAAGCUACCCAUCCAGCAAAUGAAAGGAUCUAUGAGGUCAUUCCUUAAACUGGGGGGGCAGAGUACAAUGUUUCAAAACGCUGGAGAUUAUCUGGGUGAUGCUAGAGAUUACAUUUAAUAUGAUUGUGUCUUCAGACAUUCUGCUUCUCCAUUUCAUGAGCUAAAAUAUUUUAUAAAAAUGAAAUCGGAUAUCUUCAUUGAUCUUCAAGUUCACCGUGUCCUGUGAAUUCAGAGAAGACUUUCUGAAGGAGGAAUAGAGUCAUCACAUGUGUGGACUUCUCUUGUUGCUCAAGGAUACACUUUUUUUUUUCAUUGUGAAAGGCUGCAUGAAGAUGAGUCUUCAUUUGAGAUAUGAUCUGUAUAACUAGGUGAACAAGGAUACUUUUAAUGAAUUAUCAACAUCUAUUUCAGUCUGUUUCUCCAGCUUUUUUUUUUUUUAAUAAAAAAUGAAGGACAAGUAUAAAAUAGCAGAGCUGAUGUGUUUCUGUGAGGCCUUUAUGUAAGCCUCUGUGUCUGGAUGUGGUGCUAAAGGACAGACAAUCUGCUUUUGGUCAGCUGAUUGCAACUGCAGAAAGAGAACCUUUAAUUUAAAGUAACUUGCAGCUGUAAUUAUUUUACUCUUUGGCUUGCACCGAAUGAAAGGGAAAUUUAAGUUUUACUGGUCAGGAGCAUUUUACUGAAGUAAGAAAGGGAAACUUAUAUUAUCCUUGUUUUCAUUUCAAACCAAGAGCUGAUAACCUCUUUCACUUAGAAUUUGACUACUAGGGAGAUCUCGGCAGAGUAAAGCAAGUCAGAUGUCAGCAAACGACUCUUCUCCCCCAUCCUUACAGAAGUUUUCCCCGCCUGCCUGUCAUGCUGCUGCACCACAGACCCCAACUUUGUCUUCAAGUCCCCAGUCGGGGCUCUCCAGCCGACUCUCCAAUGGCAGUUUCAGUACCCAGAGCCUCACCAACUCCCGAGGCUCUAUGCAUGGGAUCUCCUUCCUUCUACAAAUUGGUCUCACUCGAGAGACUGUCACCAUUGAAGCUCAGGACCUGUCCCUCUCUGCUGUUAAAGACCUCGUGUGCUCAAUAGUUUACCAGAAGUUCCCAGAGUGUGGUUUCUUUGGCAUGUAUGACAAAAUUCUCCUGUUCCGCCAUGACCUGAACUCAGAUAAUAUUUUGCAACGAAUUACAUCAGCAGAAGAGAUACAUGAGGGAGAUCUUGUUGAGGUUGUACUCUCUGCUUUGGCUACAGUUGAAGAUUUCCAGAUUCGCCCUCAUGCACUUUAUGUGCAUUCCUACAAGGCUCCUACUUUUUGUGACUACUGCGGAGAGAUGCUUUGGGGUUUGGUACGACAAGGAUUGAAAUGUGAGGGUUGUGGGUUAAACUACCAUAAGCGAUGUGCCUUCAAGAUUCCAAACAACUGCAGUGGCGUGAGGAAGAGGCGCCUGUCUAACGUGUCUUUACCAGGAGCAGGGCUUUCCGUUCCAAGACCAGCACAAGCUGAACACACAUCCUCUGCCUCUGAAGAGCGUUGCUGCCCAGAACCUAGUAAGAGGAUUCCCUCUUGGAGUGGCCGCCCCAUCUGGAUGGAUAAGAUGGUGCUUUGCAGAGUGAAGGUCCCACACACCUUUGCUGUCCACUCUUACACUCGUCCCACCAUCUGCCAGUAUUGCAAACGGCUGCUUAAGGGCCUUUUUCGCCAAGGAAUGCAGUGUAAAGAUUGCAGAUUCAACUGUCACAAACGCUGUGCACCCAAAGUACCUCGAGACUGUCUUGGAGAGGUUAUUUUCAAUGGAGAACCUGCUAGCCCAGGCCAGGACUUGGAUAUGCCAAUGGAGGUUGAUAGCAGUGAAAUGAACAGUGAUGGUAGUCGAGUUCUAGAUGAUGCUGAAGAGCCCUCUCCUCCAGAGGACAAAAUCUUUUUUAUGGAUCCGUCUGACCUCGAUGCAGACAAAGAUGAGGAAGCUGUCAAAACAAUCAGUCCUUCAACAAGCAAUAAUAUUCCUCUCAUGCGAGUUGUGCAGUCAAUCAAACACACAAAGAGGAAGAGCAGUACAAUGGUGAAAGAAGGAUGGAUGGUCCACUACACUAGUAGAGACAACCUGAGAAAAAGACAUUACUGGAGACUGGACAGCAAAUGCCUCACACUAUUUCAAAAUGAAUCUGGAACAAAAUAUUAUAAGGAGAUUCCACUUUCAGAAAUUCUCCAGGUGACUCAGCCUCGAGAUUUUUCACACGUGGUGCAGGGCAGCAAUCCCUACUGUUUUGAGAUCAUCACUGACACGAUGGUGUACUUUGUUGGCGAGAACAAUGGCAGCACUCAUCACAGUCCAGUUCUUGCUGCCUCUGGAGUUGGACUUGACGUAGCUCAGGGCUGGGAGAAAGCCAUCCGCCAGGCCUUGAUGCCAGUCACUCCUCAGCCUAGCGUUUGCACUGCUGCAGGACAAGGAAAAGACCACAAAGAAUUGUCUCUAAGCAUCUCUGUUUCAAAUUGCCAGGUCCAAGAGAAUGUGGAUAUCAGCUCUGUGUACCAAAUAUUUGCCGAUGAAGUGCUGGGUUCUGGUCAGUUUGGUAUUGUAUAUGGAGGAAAACACAGGAAGACUGGAAGAGAUGUGGCUAUCAAAGUCAUUGACAAGAUGAGGUUUCCAACUAAACAGGAAAGUCAGCUUCGUAAUGAAGUAGCCAUUCUCCAGAAUUUGCACCACCCUGGGAUUGUGAACCUGGAAUGUAUGUUUGAAACCCCAGAACGAGUCUUUGUUGUGAUGGAAAAGCUGCAUGGGGAUAUGCUAGAGAUGAUUCUUUCCAGUGAGAAAAGUCGACUUCCAGAACGAAUAACUAAGUUCAUGGUCACUCAGAUACUUGUUGCUUUGAGGAAUUUACACUUCAAGAAUAUUGUGCACUGUGAUUUAAAACCAGAAAAUGUACUACUAGCAUCGGCAGAACCAUUCCCUCAAGUGAAGCUGUGUGAUUUUGGCUUUGCACGCAUCAUUGGUGAGAAGUCUUUCCGGCGCUCCGUGGUGGGCACCCCUGCGUACCUCGCCCCUGAAGUGCUCAGGAGCAAGGGCUACAACCGCUCCCUAGACAUGUGGUCAGUAGGAGUUAUUGUCUAUGUGAGCCUCAGUGGCACAUUCCCAUUUAAUGAAGAUGAGGAUAUCAAUGAUCAGAUUCAAAACGCAGCAUUUAUGUACCCACCAAAUCCUUGGAAGGAAAUUUCUAGUGAAGCCAUUGAUUUAAUAAACAAUUUGCUUCAAGUGAAGAUGAGAAAACGUUUCAGUGUUGACAAAUCCCUUAGUCACCCAUGGUUACAGGAUUAUCAGACUUGGCUUGACCUCAGAGAAUUUGAAACACGCAUUGGAGAGCGUUACAUUACCCACGAGAGCGACGACGCACGCUGGAAAGAACACGCUUACGAACACAACCUCGAGUACCCCCAGCACUUCAUUAUGGCUCCCAACCCAGAUGACAUGGAAGAAGAUCCUUGAUUUGUUCAUUGUGCUAAAUCGCAGCAAAGAAGGAUACUCCAGGCAGAAACUGAAGAAAGUGGAACAGCUGUUGCUGUUUCCUAAUGCUGUACACAUAGUUUGGUGUGUAAAGCCCCAGAGGAUCCUGCAUUGCCAUGGGAAUAGACGGUUGUCUGAAAACUUUUCUCCAUCCCUGACUUUAACUCUGAGAAGUUACUAGACAGUGGAAUACAAAGCCCUGUUGGGUUACAUUUCACCGUGCUGGGUGGCUACAAAGCCAUUGCUGAGGUGCAGUGUGUACAGACUGAAUGGUUUGUGUUUUUCAAAGGUUUUUGUUUUUUCAUAGCCUACGCAGUAAGAGUUUUGUAAUAGUUUUCUAAUCCCUAUUUACUAGGCCAUAGAGGACUGUUUUCUGUUACUUAGAUACAUCUCCUGUUUCUCAAACUGUGGAUGGUGAAGAGACUGUAUAAAGAAAUCAGUACAGAAUACCUUGGCUAAAGCAAAAUGUGGUGGUUUAGUUGAAUACAGCUUCAUAGAUGAAGGAAUAAUUUGCUGCUGUUUAGACAGUUAAAUAUGUGUGUCUUGGCCCUAAUUGAACUUUUAACAGAUAGCAACAAGAAAAAAAAAAUUGAAAACCCCAUAACUUCUUACAUUCCUCUUGAAAUGCUGGCUGAGAGUCUAAGGAGAUGACAGUCAAAGCUGUGCUAGGCUUUUAUUUUGUCUGUUAAAAAAAGCAGUAAGCCACAACAGUGCGCUGCUGUGCAACGCUGGCAUGCCAUUGAUACACACCAAAGGCAUUUUGCCUUAAAACUACACAAAUAAUGCAGAGAGCACACAAGACUUGAUGUAGCAUAUCCUUUCACUCUGGAAGACCAGCUUCUAGCAGAAGGAUGUGGAAAAAUAGGGAAAAAUACAUGCAGCUUUCUUCUGUCAUUUUGAGUAAUAAGAUUUUAAAAUUUUUCUAAUAUUUUUCUAAUUUUUUAAGGUUCCCUGGACUUACAUCAGGAGUAGUUUGUAGCCUGCUAGCUUGUUAUUUUAACUCUGCUCAAAACCUAGAAGUAACAGUCGAUACCACAUCCGCUGUUGCUUCUGCCAGGGCAGCUGGAUUGUAGGAGAAAGGACUUUGCCUUCCACCUUAACCUGCAGCCCCUCCCAUCCUCUUUUUUACUGUGCUCAGAACUGUUUGAGCUGAAUGAAGAAUUCAAAAGCAACUCCUAACUCAGUUUUUACUGUGCACAUGCCUGACCUGAAGGAUUCCCAACCACUAAUUUGACUUGUGGCACAGUAGAGGGGAAACAGCAGUGUUCUUUGGAAAUGAUUCCCUUGGACAGUUCAAGUAAAUAGUAUUUCAACAAAGUUUGAGGCCAUAAUGCUAAGUGCAAAUGGAAGAAGGUUUUUUGGUCUUAUUUUAAAAAAUAAAAAGGGUGAAAUCCUUUUUUUGUGGGAUAACAGUGUUGUGCUCCUGGAGGAUGCUGGAUGGAUGUAUGAUGUGCCAAGCUACUUAACUGGAGCUUAGUUGGAAAUAUUUCUAAAAUACUCAUACAGACUUGAACUGCAAAGGCAGUGAGAGGCUUUAGGGAAUCUCCUCUCUCCUAAAAAGAUUUUUCUUUUUUUGUUUGUGUGUAGAUAAAUAUUUUUUUCUACUGUUUUUAUUCAGGUAAGGAAACAGGUGAGCAGAUUUAUAAGUUGUUAGAUGUUAAUGUUAACAUGGUUAUUUCAGAGCUGGCAGCUGCUUGCACUAGCAGUGACCUGGCAGUGGUCAGUGGCAGCUGCAGAAGGAUGUGCCCACAGGUAGGUCUGGGUUUUUAACUCACUCUCUCUUUUCCCACUGCCCUUUAUCUAUCUGCCACUGCAUUUCGUAGGUGUCUGUGUUGGCAAAGGCUGAGCUCUGGAUUCUUAACCCUGUUUAGAGAGGGUUUCAGGACUGAUUGUUCAAAGAGGCACUGCUUUUCAUCUCUGCAACCAGAGCAAUCACCUCUGACAUUGGUAGUUUGGUAUUUGCCUGCUCUUGGCAAGGAAAGCCGUGCUUUUUCAACUUCCAGUGCUCAAGUGACCAAAUUUCAGUGAAGCCAUUGCUAUAUUCCAUCCUAAUUGUAAUAUGUAGAUACAGUUUGGUUUUAAACUUUGGAUAUUUCACUUGAGCUGUUACUUCAGGUUUACCUGUGGGUUUGUUGUUUGUGUUGUUGUAAGGGAGGAAAUAAAGCAGCUCAGUCACUUGAAAAAGCACAACAGGAAUAGAGGAAGGAGGGGACAAUAAUGAAGUAGAAGGCCUGGCUUUUGUCUCUCCCCAUGAAGUCUGCUCUGCUUCAAAAUAUUAUAUGAGCUAUUUAUUCUUCAAGUUGUAUUAAAAUAAAAAUGCUGUUGGCCUUUGAGGAGAUUGCCUGAUCAUAUGCAGACUUAUGGAGCCAGACAAGAGAAGCCACAAGCAGCUAGUAGUCAAGAAACCAAAAAAAUCAGGCUUACAUUAUGAGUAAAAUUCCUAGAGUAGUAAAAAUAGCUGAGUUUUUUAUUCCCUUUUUUCUACCUUUGCUGCAGACUUUUACAGCAGUAGGUUACAGUGUUUCAUACCCAUACCCCUAGAUGAAUUAAGUUGCGUUCAUUCAAGCAAUAGUGCUAUGGUGAUGCUAGAAAAAAGCUCAUGUAAAAUUUAUAGCCUCAAAAUGACACUGUCAAGUACUUUUAUAUUUUUAUACACCCCAUUGUUUGUAAAUAUCCUCUGGUAAGCUUGAAAAUAAAAUUUAUUUCCCUAUCA